Molecule: messenger RNA, 4031 nt
Organism: Salvelinus sp. IW2-2015
Lineage: Eukaryota; Metazoa; Chordata; Actinopteri; Salmoniformes; Salmonidae
Product: fasciculation and elongation protein zeta-2
Cellular component (GO): cytoplasm; axon
Source: RefSeq, a predicted model, not a curated record
GUCAGCAGAGGCAGAGACCACUAGCUUCAUCAGUCUUCUCCAUGUUCAUCAUCAUCAGUGGCACAUUCGUUAUAGCCGAGGAUAGAGCACCAUCCAGGGGUAGGGCAGCCGAACCGAGUCCCUGCGGUAGUCAUGGCGGCGCCGUUAGCCCACUUCGAUGAAGACUGGCAGGAUUUCAAUGAAUUCAAGUCGGCCUCAGGGUCGCCGAACCGACUAGACCAGCUGAACUCGAACGUGGCUGACACGGGCCUGGCGGAGGAUUUCUCGGACAUCGACAACAGCUUUUCGGGGGAGAUAUGCAGCUUCAAAUCAAUGGAGGACCUUGUCCACGACUUCGAUGAGAAGCUGACAGUUUGCUUCCGAAAUUACAACACUGAAACUGAAAACAUAGCCCCCAUUAAACCUAUCACAGAAGAUAAUUUCCUCAAGGACGACGACGUGUGGAAUGCUCUGACCGAUAACUACGGCAAUGUGAUGCCAGUGGACUGGAAGACCUCUCACAUUCGCUCCCUGCAUCUCCCCACUCUCAAUCUCUGUGAGCAGAGGAAGCUGGACAACAUGCCACUUGACCUGUCUGAUGAUGAGGAGCUGAGGGAACAGAUGGACAUGCACUCCAUCAUCGUGUCCUGCAUCAACGACGAGCCACUCUUCACCGUCGAGCAGGUGAUCGAGGAGAUUGAGGAGCUGAUGGAAGAGUCUCCAGACCCAGAGGAUGAUGAGAGCCCGUCCCAGUCAGACCUGUCCAUGCUCUCCCAAGACCUCAGCAACCUCAAACGCUCCAGCUCCAACACCAGCUAUGAGGACCGCCUGCAUCGUCUGUCAGUCUCAGAGCUGAGCGAGGCCUUGGAGGAGGUGGAGACAGCCAUCAGGCGCUACAGUGAGGAGCUGGUCCAGGCCCUGGCCCUGAGGGACGAGCUGGACUUUGAGAAGGAGGUGAAGAACAGCUUCAUCUCGCUGCUCAUCGACGUGCAGAAUCGGCAGAAGGAGCACCGCGAGCUGCUCCGCCAGAAGAAGAAGACCAGGCCCACAGGCAGCGCUCCGAGGGCAGACAGGACACACGUUCCUGGGACGCUCUUCACUAUGGAGGGACUCUCCACUGUCAUUCAGAACGGCCUCCGUCAAACUUUCGGCAGCACAGGAGGGGACAAACAGUACCUGACCACAGUUAUCCCCUAUGAGAAGAAGGCUGGCUCCCCCUCUGUGGAAGACCUUCAGAUCCUCACCAAGAUUUUGCAUGCCAUGAGGGAGGACAGUGAGAAGGUACCCAGCCUCCUAACAGACUACAUCCUCAAAGUGCUGUGUCCCACAUAGACCUAGUGGAGGAGCCCCCUGUUCUAGAACAUUCUGACGGAACACUCAGGAGCUGCAGAUUUCUGGAACAUACCAAUGGAAGGAGAGCCCCCCACCCCUCUAAUAAGGUGGACUCUUCCUGUUGGAGUUUUUCCCCCGCCACAUCUUUUCCCUCGACUCACAUUUUAAUACCUGAUGUUUUACCUUACCUUUUUACGUGUAAUUUUUAAGUGUGUUUUAAUGUUCUAAUGCUAUAAUCUCACAUUAGUUUUGUCUUCUCUGCAUGUUAGCGUCUCUGUUAGCCUGUUGGCAGUAUUACUCUCCUUGUCUUAAGUGGCUUUCUGUACUUAUUCUCUAUCCUCUGUUUGCACUAAUGUAAAAUAACUUGAGAGGGGAAACUCAUUCCUGUCUCUACAUUCACCGGUCUGUCUUUUCACAUCAGUAAGAAAUAGGGUGAGGAGACAAGGAGAAGUCACUUGACCAUUGGAAUGAGUCUUUCCUCUGUUAGACUGGCCAAUGCCCUCUGACUGGGGUAUAUAGGAGGGAUGGGGAAAUAAGGCUUCUUGAACCUCUAUGGGUGGGAUCAGUCAUGGAGUCCAAUGGGAGCUCUCCACUUUAACAGAGAGAUCCUAUGGAUCAGAGCAAUUAAUGAUUGACAAACUAUGGUAUUAGUGGGAUUCAGAAGCCUUGUUUUUUUCCCCCCAUCUCUUUUACGUUUCACAAACCCUGUCGGUUUGUCUUUGCAUGCUGGUACAUAGGAUUAGGGAGCUACACCAGUGACAUGUUAUAAAUCAUUAUUUUGUAUACUACAAUGGGGAAAUUGCACAAAUAGAACAUGUAUUUUUAAGUGAUAACUUUUUGAAAAAGGGAAAAAAAUAAUGACAGAAGUUAGUUAGAAGGUAACCCGAAAGAACAAGCUUGUACAGCUUUUAAUUUUUCUGUAGUUUUAGAGAAAUUAGGGACUUUUUGCUGCCAGUAGUGUGGCCACUUAUGACAUCACCAUUGUUAUGUAAACAAUAGCUGUCAACCUCUGACCCCUCCUAGUGACAUGUUACAUUAUGACAUCACCCUGUAAACUUGCCUGCCUCAUACCUCACCUCUUAGUAUGUACUGAAAGUUUAGGGUUAUUAUAGUAUUUCAGUGGGUAUAACACUAAUAUUAGGAUGAUGAAAUAAUGGUGUAAUUGCUGUGAGUUGAUCCUACCAUGUUGUUUUUAAAACCAAUAACUCUUUGAUGUUGUGUUGAGGAUCAAGUGAUGAUGUAAUCAGUCGGUGAUGUGUUCUUGUCCAGUGGAUGUAGCAACAGUAGUAGAACACUAAAUCGUUGUAUGUACUUAUGGAGACAAUGUAACGGAGGCAGGGAGGUUUCUGUUCAAAGACAGGAGAGAGCCUUCAAACACCAACAUUUCUAUAACCUCUUGUCUACAUCCACAACUGCCAACCUUCAUCAGCACUAUCUGUCAUAGCAACGCUAUGCUUGGUACGCCACAAUCCUGUCAAAUCGUCAGCAUCUAACUAUGCUCAGUGCACAAUAAUUGCAGUCGCACACAAACCGAUCAGGUCCAGUCUAUCACUACUCUACACCCAGAGCAGUGGUUCCACAGUAGUAGAGGAUUAUGGAUUGCGUUAGGAUGAAGAGUGGCGAUGUUGUUACUCCAUGCUUGGGGGAUAAUGUUUUAACAUUAGCAAGCCCAGCAUCCUGCAGCUUGAGUAGCCAUGUAGUAGUAUAAUGCCAUCAGUGAUUGAUAAGGCUACAGAUAAGUAUAGGCUAGAACCUGAAGACCUAGCUAAGUGGUUGUUGUAGCAUCAGCUUGUAGGAACUCUAUAGUAAAACUACUGUUGUAGUAACUGCUGGACGAAGUAUUUAGAAGCCACCUGACACCUAUAGACAGCAACUAGACAUCCUAGGUAAGAAGUCCACGGUAGUGCCAGUUCUGUCCUCGCUAUUAGAAGUCAAAUCAUGGUGUCUAAUGGAAGCUUUUCCCUGGAUCAGAGUGUCGUGUCGAGGUAAUGGGUUUCAGUUGAAUGUCUUCGAAGGUAGAUUUCUUUAGUAAGGGAAGCCAGCAGACCUCUAGGUACUGUACAGAAUCACAUGCAACUAUCUUUCAAUUGUAGCAAGCUUCAAAAGCAUUCACAACCCCUAGCAUGUGCUGCAUGCACUUUUCUACUUUUACUUCAGAUAAAUCAAAUGAAUGGUAAGCAAUAAUGUCACACUAAAGGAAUCCUUAGCAUUGAACCACAUUGCAAUGAGAAAGCUAAGCCGAACUGAAAUAUAUACUAGCUAGGGUGGGGUUUGGACUCCUUGAAACUGGAGUCAAAUUGAGUAGUAUAAUUUGGGUUGUCUUGGAGCGGCACGGCGUUGUCACGGAGAUCAGAGAAGGUUAUUGACUCGGAUGAAGCUCUGCCCCUUUCGUCGCCUGGUCCCUCUAUUUUAGCAAACAUAUCAGCGUAUAUCCACACUUUAUCUAGAGAAUUAUAUUUAUAUAAACACAAGCAACAAAAAAAGGCUGCCUUUGUAAAUGCCUGAACWUUUGUGUAUAUAUAAUCUACUCAUUUAUUUUUAAUGCACUAUACUUCUCCCAUUUGGGGUUUUUAUGUUGUCUUGUCAUGUGGUACUACAGUACAUUAAUUUAUUGGGUAAGUGUUUUUGUUUUGUAACCAUAUUAUUGACUAGUGGUACAAACUUUUUGGGCCAGAAUUGCAUCUGGAGCUCAUUACAAAUAAAAUGAUAUGUUGACUUAA